Drosophila montana is the source of this 696-nucleotide messenger RNA. Its product is annotated as ESF1 homolog. Lineage: Eukaryota; Metazoa; Arthropoda; Insecta; Diptera; Drosophilidae. The coding region runs from base 171 to 539 and encodes 122 amino acids. The record is from RefSeq and is a predicted model, not a curated record. The transcript has 2 exons.
CAACAGUUUUGACUCUCGUCUCAAGCUAUAAAAACAUUUCAUUUGUGAUUUGAUCUCAGUCGAGUUGAGAGCAGAACUAAAAAAUUCAAUUUUUCUCAAAGAAAAAGACAAACAAAGCAAGAAAAGCUAAUAGUUUUUCCCGUAGAGAAUUGAAUAAGUGCUUACCUAAAAUGAAUCCAACUGAGAAUCCAUCAUCCGCUGACCCAUCCGUGAAUCCUUCUGUGGAUCCGUCCGUUAAUCCCAUCGUGGACCUAACCGUUGAUACAACUGUGGACCCGUCCGUCGAUCCAUCCACAAGUCCAAAUGUGAAAGAAGCCACAGCUGACAAAAGGAAGCUGGAGGAGCUUAAGAAGAAGCAGAAGUUGCCCAAAAUGGACAACGUUUCGACUGUCCACGCCCAGGCAGUGCAGACCAUGGAGGACGGUGAGAGCGACACCGACACCAGCUCCGAUACCACGGGCACCCCGACCAGCGAGUCUCACUCGGAGGGCGAGCAGGACGAGGAUGACGAGGAAGAGGACGAGGAGGAGGAAACUUAAAUUGAGUCCGUAAGAAGAUAAAGUAACGGAGCGUCGCUGCGGCUUGAGGACGCGCAACACGAACCGCCAUCUGCUCCUGUACCGGCUGACCUUCCAGAAGAAAUACAAAAACCAACAAAAUAAAUACAAAUAAAUCGAUAUGCAACGCGAUUACAAA